AACGCCCGAGCUGAACAGCACCGAGGACAGCGCCCGGCAGCGCCCCAGCCCUGCUCUUCUUGGCAGACCAGAAUCUUUCUCGCACGCACACGCGCACACACACGCAUACACACACACUCGUUUACCCCUCACGCGGACUGACACACUCACACAGAGAGAUACAUACUCCGCUGUACAAUGGCAGAAUCCCACCUGCAAUCAAGCCUGAUCACAGCCUCACAGUUUUUCGAGAUCUGGCUUCAUUACGACGCUGACGGAAGUGGUUACCUGGAAGGAAAGGAGCUGCAGAACUUGAUUCAGGAGCUCCAGCAGGCGCGGAAGAAGGCUGGAUUGGAGUUAUCGCCUGAGAUGAAAACUUUUGUGGAUCAGUAUGGUCAGAGAGAUGAUGGAAAAAUAGGAAUUGUAGAGCUGGCUCAUGUAUUACCCACAGAAGAGAACUUCCUGCUGCUCUUCAGAUGCCAGCAGCUGAAGUCCUGUGAGGAAUUCAUGAAGACAUGGAGAAAAUAUGACACUGAUCACAGUGGCUUCAUUGAAACUGAGGAGCUCAAGAACUUUCUAAAGGACCUGCUGGAGAAAGCUAACAAGACUGUUGAUGAUACAAAACUAGCUGAGUAUACAGACUUAAUGCUGAAAUUAUUUGAUUCAAAUAAUGACGGCAAGCUGGAGUUAACUGAGAUGGCCAGAUUAUUACCAGUGCAGGAGAAUUUUCUUCUUAAAUUUCAGGGAAUCAAAAUGUGUGGGAAAGAGUUCAAUAAGGCUUUUGAGUUAUAUGAUCAGGAUGGCAAUGGAUACAUAGAUGAAAAUGAACUGGAUGCUUUGCUGAAGGAUCUGUGUGAGAAGAAUAAACAGGAUCUGGAUAUUAAUAAUAUUCCAACAUACAAGAAGAGCAUAAUGGCUUUGUCAGAUGGAGGGAAGCUGUAUCGAACGGAUCUGGCUCUUAUUCUCUCUGCUGGGGACAACUAGAGCUGGUGACUAUGACCAUUUACUAGCGAUACGUUGUAUCUAUAAAAUAACUGUGCACUAUAAGGGAGUAGGCUGUAUUUUCUUUUAUAUCUGUAAAUUUAACUGCAUAUAGGUAAUUAUCCAGGAUGUGUGGCACAUUCUUUUCAGCUUGUUUCUAUACUGUUUGUAAUGUACAGAUUUUGUAACUAUAUGAUGAAGAGGAGAAUGAAGAUGCUUAGACCUGUCAGUAUACCAGUUACAAAAAAGUAACCUAUUAUUGCUUUCAGAAAUGUAGUUGGACAAGAUUUCCUUAAAAUACCAAGAUUAUUCUCUAAAAUUCUUAUCUCUAAUGCGUAAAAACACAUUUGUCACUAAAUGAGAGAAUUACACUAAACAAACUAAGCCUUCUUAUUUCAGACAAUCAUAGGUCUGUCCCACAAAAUAUUUCUCAGCUGGAUUUCCAAUUAUCAGAAGGAAUGUGCUUUUACAUCUAAAAUACCAAAACGUCAAUCAAUAGUUAGUUAAUCGUGGUUCUAUAAAGUUAACAGUCUCACUAGACAAGAUUUAGUUUAUUAAUCAGCAACACAUCUAGCGCUUGAAUCCUAUACCCAGCUAUUGGUUCAAGUUGAUCUGGUGAUAAGGGAAGGCAAUACCAGACGACACACAAUCUGUCUGAUUCUAUAUCUGUAUUUCCAAUAAGCCUACUGUCAGAGUAUGACCUUAAUCCAUUUUCUAAACUGUUUUCAUGUGUUGCCGAUUAUAAUUAUUCUAGUAAACUGCAGUUUUUAUGUCAUAUUCUGUGUAAUCUCUGAUUAAAUUUAACAUACU
Messenger RNA from Talpa occidentalis (Iberian mole), 1770 nucleotides. It is a transcript of the gene CALB1, whose product is annotated as calbindin 1. Gene Ontology annotation, cellular component: cytosol; terminal bouton; synapse. Gene Ontology annotation, molecular function: calcium ion binding. Lineage: Eukaryota; Metazoa; Chordata; Mammalia; Eulipotyphla; Talpidae. The record is from RefSeq and is a predicted model, not a curated record. The transcript has 11 exons. Bases 178 to 963 code for a protein of 261 amino acids. Gene Ontology annotation, biological process: regulation of presynaptic cytosolic calcium ion concentration; regulation of long-term synaptic potentiation.